AUGGAGUGCCACACCCCCCCCGGAUCGAUGCCACCGCUGAGGGAAGGUGCGGCGCCUGAGAACGAGUGUCAGUCCCUACGACGCCGCAGUUCGCCACGGUGGUGCAUCCCGACAACGCCUCCCCUCAGCCACUCCCUCAGGUCCUCUCACAUCGAAGUCGCUCGCUGCCUCACUUCGGGCGUCCUGUGCAAGUGGUGUCAGGCAGGACCGGCAGCUGCGAAGGAGAGGGUGACACGCGUUAGUUCUUUUAGCAGGGCGUCGAGUCGGAUGGUCGUGGGCGAGAUGGGCGGGUCGCGGGCGGCCUCAUGGAUGCUGUUCGCGGUGCUGGCGGGGGCGGCGGCGGCGGCCUCAACCACACCCACAGACACCAAGCGCUCCGGGGAGGACAUUCAGUUUGGCAACCAACAAAACCCGCCCGUGAGUCUUCUCGACGACAACGCCAUGGCCGGAGCCUUCCCGUCCAGCGAGACCAGCGAAGAGGCACCCACACAGCAGGAAGGCGCACACGAACAGCAGAAGGCGACAGAAGCAGAAGAGGCAGCGGCGGCAGCUAAGGCAGUGGUGGAAGGCUUUAAACAGGAACAGCAGCAGAAACAGGAGAAACAGCAACAACAACAGACACCACAAGAAGAACAACAGCGAGAGAAACAGGAGGACGAAGAGGAGGAGAGCGCGGGGAAGGAGAGAGAGUCGGCGGAAGUGGAAGAGGAGGAGAAGAGAGCACAGCAGCAGCAGCAAGAGAUACCAGCAGGAGUAGGAGAGGACCAGGGGUGGGAUGACGAAGCGAACCUCUGGCACAGUCAACCCGCCGCCCAUGACUUGUACCGCACCUAUCUCAGCGCCCCCCUCCACAUCAGCGGCGCCCUCCCAUCCUUCGCCAGCCGCAACCGCCGCUCCCUCCACCUCCCUCCACUUCGCUCCCACCCAAUCAAGGGAGGGACCCUGGCUGGCGUGAGGAACCUGCUGGGACGCGGGCCACAGCGACAGAAGAGGGACCUCAGACGUUUCCGCCGAGACCUCAACAUGAACGGCCUUGACCUCGACCGCCUGCUGAAGAACGUGGACAUGAAGGAGCUGCUGGCGCUUAUCUCCCGCCCUCAGCACCACCAGGAGGGUUAUGGCACCGUGCACUACGCCCCCGCCCCCGCUAGGUACGCCCCCCAGCCCAAGCUCUUCCCUGACUACGAGGAGGAGUGGGGCGAGAGCGCGGAGGACCUGCUGCGACAGAGCCUGAGGGCGGAGAGGCCUGUUGCUGACGAAGCAGUCGUGAUGCCUCCAAACCGCGUGUGGCGCAAGUCGGGUGCCCCACCUGGCUACGGUCUGGCCAGGGUGCCGGGCUUCAAGCGGUCCUCAGUCUUCAGGGCCAACACUCUCCAGGACACGCAGCCCCAGCCCGCACGGCCCUUCCCCGCCCUCAACCCCCGCGACGUCUAUUCCCUGGCCGCCAUGUUGGGUGCAGACCGCGAUCCCUUCUCCAACCGCAUCCGCCGCGCCGUGAUGUGAGUGCCCUCGCCCGCCGCCACCACCCCUGCGAGGUCCCUGCCGGUCUACGUGAAGGUCUAAGGUCUGAACUUCUCCCUGGCCACACUGCACACACAGGGGGGGAAGGUCUUCUGUGUUCCACGCCGCUCGGGUCAACGUAAUGCAUUGAUAUUAAUGGUUGUAUACUCGUUCGUCUUCAAACAGUCUUCCUAUACAUAACAGCUUUCGAUGCUUGCUUGCUUUCUCUCUUCUACUCUCGUCUGUUUGUCUCAUUUUUCCUCCUUUCACUGGUGGUUUGAGAACAUGAAAAACGGGAGAGGUACUACACACACACACACACACACACACACACCACAUACACACACACACACACACGGAGAUUAAACACCACGCCACACUGAAUUCCACAUCGAUCACUUAUGGUAUAGUUGUUGCAUGUGUGUGUAACAUGUUUAACAAGGGCGUAUACUAUAUAUAACUCCCUUUAGGUGUAACACUAUAGUUAUGGAUGUACAUGUAUGGUACUGUAUAUGUACUUGGAGUAUUAUAUUAAUGUACCUCGUCAAUGGUUCCUCAGCGCAGACCAAACACCUGCUCUUGUCUCUUGAAAUGCUACCUAUACUACUUCAACAGCCUCCUUUCUUCGUUUCCUUGAUCUAUACACACACGGCCAUUUCAAUAUUCCUACUUAAAACGACUCAUGCACUAUUAUCUUUGCUAUUGUCUAUCAAAAAUUAUCUCGCAGACCGAAUUUCAUCAACGAUUUCAAACUAAUAGAAGAGUCACAGGUACGUACUUAUGUGUUCAUGUCAGAUGUAACGCGUAAGUAUAAUGGGUUAUAUUUGAAGCACUGCCAAACCGCACUCACUCAAUCACGCAAUCAGGAAAAUAACUCUUCUUUGCAAUCAGAAACCGUAUGAUAACCCGGGAUUUCUCUUCUCUCUAUACGCGUAAAAACGAAUUGAAAGCAUUGCCAAUCCACUCACUCAAUCAGCAAGCGGAAAAUACUCCUCUUUGCAAUCAGAAAACGUUUCAAUAUUCACGAUUACGAUUUCUCCUCUCUUACUAUCUGUCACCUAAAGAACUCCUAUGCAUGUCACUUCGACCUCGUCAAAAUCGCAUUACUCGUGUCUUAUUAUACUCGGAUAAAUGUGAUGUUUACUGUAAGGGGAUGAGGAGCGUCUACCCACUAGCCUCCAUCAGCCCCAACAUCAAUGGUUUAACAAGGGGCGGUGUGUAGGUAAUUCGAGAGGCAAGGUUUUGGGAUUGUGGGAUCGGUUCGUAUAUGUGACAGACCCCAAAGACGCAUACACAAUCUCCACCUUGCUCACAACACACUCAAGUCACUUUUAAACGCUCUAAGUCGACGAAUCCAUCUCGGGGAACACUUUGCUUGAGCCGGCAGGACGAAAUGACACAUACGGCAGCCACUUGUAGUACCGCCGGCGACGAAGAAUCACGUUUUUACACUCCUAUGAGGCUGUUAAGGCUUCCUAAUUCGUAAUGAAACACUCACCUGCUCACCCUCCUCGUCAGUACAAUCCUUAAGACUCACCUCACUGGCCUUAUGUGUCCUCUAAGCGUCGUCCGCCUCAGGGUCUUGUGCACACGUCCACCCGCGGGGCUGCACCACCACCACCACCACCAACAACAACAACAAACAUGACUGCUGGCUUCCCUCGGACUCACAUCGGCUCUCACUUUUCAAAUACACCUCAAUUGCUCUCUAACUUACCUCUGAGUCCACUUACCCAUACACAAUGAGUCUUAUUUAAUCGGCUAGACAUUUUUUCUCAUUACGAAUCAAGAGUUGUGAUAUUAGAGCAAGAAAUCAUGGUACUUCAAUGAAAUUAAAACUGCCUCGUUGAAUGGUUGAUUGCCUUUACGACUCAACGACUUCUAACUAUCCAAUCAAUAGCCUCAGUGUAGUCAAGCCGUUCGGGUGAGUCUCGCGUCAGGUGUAGCCUAUUAUUAUACCAUCUCAGCUUAGUCUCUUGUGGCCAGGGAGAAAUUCUGACAUGUAAGACGAAACUAUAUUAAUGUGCGCCUGCAAGGCGCCUGUCGAUGUUAUGUCCACCUGCUAUAAUGUUCAUGUUGGCUCCCCGAUACAUGACGAGAGGGAGGGAGGGAGGGAGGGAGAGGAGAGCCAAGGACAGAAGGAGGGAGGGAAGGAGGUGCGAGGAUGCAGGGAGAGGGAGGUGCGCGGUUCUGGUAACACUUUCUUCCCACUUUCUUCUCGCCUUUUCUCGCAUAUGUCGGGGAGCCGCCCUUCACUCGUGUACGUAACAUCUGUGCGUAGCCUUAGCUGAAUACUGAGCUAGUCCUGUGUUGUCCGUGUGCCCUGUUUUCCUGGCCCAGAGAGAGAGAGAGAGAGAGAGAGAGAGCACUUAGCUGAGAGGAAAGAAAACGAAGUCAAUUACUGAGGACUGGAAGGGUUAUCAGUAGGAUGAAGUCACAAUACAUACCUGCAAAUGCAUGUCUCAUAAGCGGAAAAAAAUUAAUACUAGCAUGUAAUGUGUAUUAUCCCGUAAACACCGCGACGAACGCCUUUCCCUUCCCUCUCUCACACACAUACGUACACACAUUGAUACACAUAUGCCAGCUUUAAUCAAUCAGGUUAUAACGAAAAUUAUUACUGAUAGUGGCUAACUGCAGCGUCUUUCUCAGAAUAUUGGAAUAUGAAAGUAUUAUAAAAUAUAUUCUUCUGAAAUCGGAUAUAGAUGUAUUUAUUUUAGUUGUGGUGUAAAGCAUAUAUAAAAUAAACCUAACUAGAUUUUU
Eriocheir sinensis (Chinese mitten crab) is the source of this 4260-nucleotide messenger RNA. RefSeq lists its product as uncharacterized. Bases 1 to 1503 code for a protein of 500 amino acids. Lineage: Eukaryota; Metazoa; Arthropoda; Malacostraca; Decapoda; Varunidae. The record is from RefSeq and is a predicted model, not a curated record. The transcript is spliced from 9 exons.